Messenger RNA from Magallana angulata, 4268 nucleotides. Its product is annotated as golgin subfamily A member 2-like. The transcript has 25 exons. Gene Ontology annotation, cellular component: cis-Golgi network; Golgi cisterna membrane; Golgi apparatus. The record is from RefSeq and is a predicted model, not a curated record. Lineage: Eukaryota; Metazoa; Mollusca; Bivalvia; Ostreida; Ostreidae. The coding region runs from base 110 to 2998 and encodes 962 amino acids. Gene Ontology annotation, biological process: Golgi organization.
AUAUAUUAUAGUAACUUUAUAGAUAUAUUACCUGGUUAUCUAUAAAAUGCCAACCAUUCGAAUUUGUUUAGGUACGGUUUAACAAAAUUCUGACAUUUUUGACGUCAACAUGGACGGGAACUCGAAAAAAGAAAAGAUAGCUGCUGCUAGAAAAAAGCUGAAGAAAUUUAAACAGUCCUCUGGAAAUAACUCGACAAAGUCAUCAGCAUCACAGAGUAAGGAUGCCAAAAAGCAAAAAAUGCCUGAAGUCUCUGAAACAGCCAGAAACUCUACACCAGAGGUUCCCGUCCAGACAGAUGAGACAAAAGAGGAGAAAAGCCAAUCUAUGCCAACACAACCUGAAACAGAAAUGCAAACCACUGGGUCUACUGAAAGCCUUCAUCAGUUAUCUAGACAGCUGAAUGGCCUCAUAUCAGAACCACAGUCUAUGGAAGAGGAGGACGACUCAAAUUCUAGCUAUAUUGAGACUAGAAACAAAGAACUGGCAAGCCAGCUACAAAAACAGAAAGAGGAAAACCACAAAUUACAAAAACAAGUGCAACAAGCAAGAGAGCAUGCCCAGAGUCUGCAAUCUCAGCUAGACCAGGAGAUGGAGACCUCCACAGAGAAACAGAGGAAGGAGGUGGGGCCCCUCCGAGAACAACUACAGGUUCACAUACAGACGAUUGGGAUUUUGGUAGCUGAGAAGACAGAACUACAAUCUCAACUAAGCCAAUUACAGAAAAUAGCUUCUCAGAGGCUUUCUGAGAUUGAGGAUAUAAGUUCUCGAUUAAAGACAUCCCGACAGAGAGUGGGUGACCUAGAACGAAGCCUUGCCACAGCCAAUAACUCUGCUCAGCAGUUUGAAAAGAGUAGCAAAGAGUUUGCAAGGGAGGUUGACAGACUGAAAAUGGAUCUCCACAAGUCAAGUAAAUCUGCUGAAGACUUACAACAGCAGGUGGAGGAGCUAGUGGGGGAGCUACAAAGCAAGAAAUUUGAGUGUAGUCAACUUGAAGAAAGUGUUCGAGACUACAGGUCAAAGGCGGAGAUGGCGGAGUUGUACGUUCAGCAGUCAUCUGGUCAGACAGAAAACAAAGAGCAGACACUACAGGCCAUGGAGAUUCAGCGGCGUGAAACCGAGGCUCUCAGGACAGAACUGGCCGAGGUUCAGGAGGCAUGUAACAGAUUACUUUCGGAGAAAGAGGAGAGCAAGAGGCAUUAUCAGUCAAUUGUAGAUCAGUUACAGCACCACAACUCUCAGCUAACUAGUCAGAUCACAUCAUUAACAGAGGAAAGGGAAAAACUUGUCACAAGGGAACAUGACUUGGAAGUGGCAGUUCUAGAAUUACAAGAAAAACUACAGAAUAUUGACAGUGAACAGACCAGUCAGAUGAAUGACAGUGCCCGCCAGAGUGAGGAGAGGAUCAGUCAGCUGACGUCUGAACAAGCCGACCUGAAACAGCAGCUUGAGGCCCAGGUCCGAGACAAUGCCAACCUUAGCAGACUGAUGGAGGAGAAGGAGGAAAGGAUCUCAGAUCUUGAGGGGAGUCUGUCCCAGCUGAGGAGGGAGGCAGCGGACGCAAGUCAGCUGUUGGAAGGUGUACAGAAUGACAAGACUGCCCUCAGCCGUGCCCUCACUCAGAAUCGUGACCUUAAACAACAGCUGGUGGAGCUACAGAAUGGUUUUGUCAAAAUGAGUAAUGACAACAUGGAACUCAUGACUAAGGUCCAGUCCGAGCAGCACAGCUCCAGGGAGCUUCUGUGUCGAUUGAGUCAGCAGGACGAGGAAAUCAAGCAACUCAAAGAAAUGAUAUCUAACAGAGAGAACUCAGUAAUGGAGACUCAGAGCUCAGAGAGCACGUACAAGGAUGACCAUCUUCAGGACCGACUGAGGCACUAUGAGGCUCAGGCUCAAAUUGUUGAGACUCUACAGAGGGAGCUCCAUAACUCACAGGACAUGAUUGAUGCCCUUACAACACAGAACAGUGAAUUGAGGACCAUGCUGAUCAAGUCCUCAGAAAAGUCGGAAAACAAUGAGUCCUCUCCCAUGGAAGUAGACAGCGAGAGGGAUGAAUUGAUUGCAUCCUUACAGAAGACUGUGCGUCAUUUGGAGGUGGAGCGCGAGCAGUUGAACCAGAACCUGAAGGACCAGCGGGAACUUUCUGACAAACUGAGCGUGAACCUAGCAGACAUGCAGGAGGAGAUCAUUAAACAAUCUAAUGGUAAACCUCCCGAAAGAACUGCAGUUAGUUCACUGGAAUACACCAAACUGGAAAAUGCCCUGGAAAUGAUCGAGGAGAAAUAUACCAAGGUGAUGAGAGACAAGGCCGACCUGUGUGACAGAAAUGAUGAACUGGAGCACAUUGUGUUACAGCUGCAGGGCGAAUCAGAUACAAUAGGAGAGUACAUUUCCUUGUAUCAUCACCAGAGAGCUUUACUUCAGCAGAGAGAGGCUCAGAAAAAUGACUACAUAUCUCACCUGGCCAGAGAUAGGGAAGAAAUUCAGGGUAAGCUCAGUGAGCUUCAGCUGCUAGUGAUGCAGCUCCUGGGAGAAAAGAACAUGUUGGAUCACUACCACGAACAAUCUCUGACAGGAAGCCUUCGUCAGCUAGAGGAGCAACAGUUCCAGCAGUAUCCCACUAACGGCCAUCAUCCAGGCAUCACCAAUGGGAAUGCAGACUGGCCAGAUUACACAAGUUCCGAGUCCGAGGCAGAAAGUGAGGUGGAGGCGGUAGUGGGCCCUGUCCAUUCUGAUCGCAACGAAUCUGCGGCCGAAUCCAGACUUCAUCCGGGCAUUCCAGAGUCGGAGAAGCAUCACCACCACCCACAUCACCACCAUCACUCCCAUCAGCCCCACUCAGAGGAACAACCAGCCAAGGACAAUCACACGGCCAACAAAAUCCUCCAUCUUCUGUCAGAAAUCGGACAUUCCAAUCUUAUUGACCAUAACAUGGACGACUGUAUAGACCACAAUUUCUUACCCUGUAAAUACUGCAAAGGCCAGGUCCAUAUAGUGUGAGAGAGGCUGCAAGUUUUCUGAUAGCAUGGACUUAUAAACUUUGUUUAAUUAUGCACCAUCAACCAUGUGCAAUAAGGUCUUUCAUUGAUGUACAGGUUUCUAGUGUCCUGAUACGGAACUUGACACUGUACCUUAUGAUUGUGAUACAGAGCACAUAUUUUCCAAAAAGUCAGUAUUUCUAUUAAUAUGUGCAACCUGUAACCAAGGAAACAAGAGAAAUGCAUGUGGAAUAGACAUCCUUGUAGGUGUCAUUCAGGACAUCCAUGGCCACUGUAAUGUACUGUAAUGAUUGGUCUAACAAAACUCAGGAUUUUUAUCUUAAGUAGCUUGUUGAUGUCGUAUAAGAGGGGGCUAUAUUAAAAUCAUGUUUUUUUUUUAAAUUUAUAAUUUUCAAUGACUCUUCAAUAUAGUUUUGGUGAAGGAGCACAUCUCAUCAUCUUUACUCUGCCUUGAAAGAAACCGGAUCAUAUAUAGGGAGGUCACUUGACAGGUUUUGUCAUAGCAGAUCAAAACGGAAAACUCUCUGUCAAUUUUCAUUAUGACAUCAUAAAAAGCAAUGCUACAUUCUUAAAAUUGUUUUCUCUAUCCUUCAUUAUAUUUUUGUCAAGUACACAGUAAUUCAAAGACAAUAUCCUUAACAUUAAAUAGCAUAUUUUUUAUAUUUUCAAUCAUAUACUAUGAUGUGCAAUUUUGUGGAAAAAUGUUUUCUUUUUACCAACUAUUUAAUAAGUUAUGUAAAAGUCUAAUAGUGUUAGCUAAGUGAAGUAAACAUUCCUACAGGCGUAUAAGUCAUGCACUUUUUCUCAUUUAACUCGAGACAUUUCUGUUUCGUUAUAGUAUUCAGAAAGCUGUGUUGAGAUUUUGAGUUGUGAUUUUUUCUUUCUGUAAACUUUUUUUUGUAUCGAAAGAAAAAAAAGAUCUGUUAAAGGAAAUCUUUUUAAUACGAGGGAACUCAUGCUGAGCUUCUUCAUUGAAGUUCUGGCCAGAAUAUUCAAUAUUCUGCCACUGAAUGAGCAUUGGGACAUUAGACAGUAUUGGGAAACCAUACAAGGACUUGUAAUAUUUGUUAUUAUUUCAUUGUUAUAACAUUAAUCUCUUAUUUAAAAAGUAUGCUUUAAUUUUUGUUAUAUCCCUAUUUAUUUAUCUAAUACAAAUCAUAAAACAAGGUUAAAAUUGACUCACUUCAUUCAUUGUAAAUGGAAUGUAUUUAUAGUGGAUGAUAAUUAUGUUUAUCAACCAAUAAUGACUACAUAAAAAACUAUGAAAAACU